Messenger RNA from Procambarus clarkii (red swamp crayfish), 7211 nucleotides. The record is from RefSeq and is a predicted model, not a curated record. Lineage: Eukaryota; Metazoa; Arthropoda; Malacostraca; Decapoda; Cambaridae.
AUGAAGGGAGAUAAUGGAACAACCAAUGGGAUGAAGGGAGAUAAUGGAACAACCAAUGGGAUGAAGGGAGAUAAUGGGACAACCAAUGGGAUGAAGGGAGAUAAUGGAACAACCAAUGGGAUGAAGGGAGAUAAUGGAACAACCAAUGGGAUGAAGGGAGAUAAUGGAACAACCAAUGGGAUGAAGGGAGAUAAUGGAACAACCAAUGGGAUGAAGGGAGAUAAUGGGACAACCAAUGGAAAUAUACGAGCUCCAAUCAUGAUUUACAACGACAUGAUUUAUAAUGGCAUGAUUUACAAUGGCGUGAUUUACAAUGGCAUGAUUUACAAUAAAAUGAUCUACAAUGACACGAUUUACAACGACAUGAUUUACAACGACAUGAUUUACAAUGACAUGAUUUACAACGACAUGAUUUACAACGACAUGAUUUACAACGACAUGAUUUACAACGACAUGAUUUACAACGACAUGAUUUACAAUGCCAUGAUUUACAAUGACUUUCUUGCAGUCUUCCAAGGUACUUAUCAUGCUGACAAUUUCUGCAUCAUCAGCAACGAUUGUGAGGAAGGAGAGCAUCGCUUCUGGCAACGUGAUCCAAUCAAGAAGACAAUCAACACGACACUGUCAGAUCCUCGCUCACACCGAUACAUCAAAGUUCUCCAGAGCAGUGUCCUUGUCGAGUACUUUGAGCAGUCAUUGUGCUCGCUCAAGCCCGGGGCUCCUGUUAUCGUGAACACAGCUUCGUAUGAAGCUGGCUCAGCGACCCUCACCUGGACACCGCCUGUUGACGCCAAUGGAAUAAUCCUAAAUUAUAGAAUUACAUUAAAGAGUGAGGAAGGUUCUACUGGGACUGUGGUCGAUGGAACAGUACUGACGACUGUGUUUGAAGACUUGCAUCAGUGUGAGAGCUACAGCUUUAGUGUUGCAGCUAGAACUACAGUAGGUUAUGGACCGGAGUCUGAAGACAGCAGUGUUUCCAUCUCCGGAAACAUUACCCUGAAGGAGGCCAUCUGCAGUGUUGAAGAGAGUAAUGCUAAGAUGUGCUGGAGUGCCAACUACCCACAGUGCCAAGUGUCAUACUAUAACGUCACCUGGAAUGGCACUGUCAAGUGGUCCGACCAAUCAGUGACUGGCAGCGGUGUUUACCUCUGGGCGGGUGCAACUGAGAACUGCUACGUGGUGAAUGACUCUGUGCCAUUUACGGACUACACCUUGUGUGUCGAGGUGGAAGACCUCACGUCUGAGACCUUCUGCUGCUCCUCGGACACACCAGAGUCUGGAAAACUCCUGUUGAAUAGUAGGCUGUUGAACCUUGAGGUAAUACAGACAAGCAUCACCGUCAGCUGGAGUGAUCCCGUUGAUAAGAACGGCAUCAUUAACGGGUACUUGGUCACGUGGACCAGUAACAACGGUGACACAGGCAACCAAUCAGUGGGACUUAGCACCAGUUCAUAUGAGAUCCCAGACCUUGUGGCCUGUGAGACCUACAGUGUGACCGUCCAGGCCAGCACGAGUGCAGGUUGGGGAGAUGAAGCUCCUCCAGAGAAUGCAACUAUUCCAAAUUACCUUCCAGAGUCUGGCCUGAACUGCGUCAACGGGGAGACGCGACAAGUUGAGGUCUCCUGGAGUCUUGUGUCUCCUGAGUGUUCCGUGUCAGAGUUCUUCCUGGCCUGGAACACAAGUGUUCUCUGGUCCAGCAGCUCAAGUUCCAACAGCACUCUGCUUGAUGGCGAUGUCUACAGCACCGUACUAGCAGACCUGCAGCCGUACACAGAGGUCUCUGCGUGCUUGAGCAUUCCAGACGAUGGUCGGGGUGGCGUGUGCUGCACCUGCAUCACUGGCGAGGAAGUUCCAGGACCUCCUGUACUGGAGAAGCUUGAGGUAAUACAGGCAAGCAUCACCGUCAGCUGGAGUGAUCCCGUUGAUAAGAACGGCGUCAUUAACGGGUACUUGGUCACGUGGACCAGUAACAGCGGUGACACAGGCAACCAAUCAGUGGGAUCAGACAGCAAGACAUAUGUGAUCCCAGACCUUGUGGCCUGUGAGACCUACAGUGUGACCGUCCAGGCCAGCACGAGUGCAGGAUGGGGAGAUGGAGCUCCUCUAGAGAAUGCAACUAUUCCAAAUUACAUUCCAGAGUCAGGCAUGACCUGCACCAACGAGACCAGAAGAGUAGAGAUCUCCUGGCGUCUUGCGUCCCUUGAGUGUCCUGGCACAACCUUUUUCUUGGGCUGGGAGACAAAAGUUCUUUGGUCCACCAGCACAAGUUCCAACGGCACUCUGCUUGGUGGGGAUGUCACCAGUGCCGUAAUAUCAGACCUGCAGCCGUACACAGAGGUCACUGCGUGUCUAAGCAUUCCAGAUGACCCCCGCGGCAAAGUCUGUUGCACCUGCAUUACUGACGAAGAAGUUCCAGGACCUCCUGUACUGGAGGAGCUUGAGGUAAUACAGGCAAGCAUCACCGUCAGCUGGAGUGAACCCGUUGAUAAGAACGGCGUCAUUAACGGGUACUUGGUCACGUGGACCAGUAACAGCGGUGACACAGGCAACCAAUCAGUGGGAUCAGACAGCAAGACAUAUGUGAUCCCAGACCUUGUGGCCUGUGAGACCUACAGUGUGACCGUCCAGGCCAACACGAGUGCAGGAUGGGGAGAAGGAGCUCCUCCAGAGAAUAUAACUAUUGCAAAUUACAUUCCAGAGUCUGACCUUCAGUGUACCAACGAGACCCGACAAGUUGAGGUCUCCUGGAGUCUUGCGUCCGAAGAGUGUCCCGUGUCCGGACUCCUCCUGGCCUGGAACACCAGUGUUCUCUGGUCCAGCACCACAAGUUCCUACAGCACUCCGCUUGAUGGCUCAGUUACCAGUGCCACUCUAUCAGACCUGCAGCCAGAUACAGAGGUUUAUGCGUGUUUAAGCAUUCCAGAUGAUGUCCACAGUAAGAUGUGCUGUAACUGCGUCACUCCAGAAGAAGCUCCAGGACCUCCGGUACUGGAGAACCUUGUGAUAGACUUGACAAGCAUCACCGUCAGCUGGAGUGAGCCCGUUGAUAAGAACGGCAUCAUUGACGGGUACUUGGUCACGUGGACCAGUAACAACGGUGUCACAGGCAACCAAUUAGUGGGGUCAGAGAGCAGGACAUACGUGAUCCAAGACCUCGCUCCAUGUUACACCUACAGUGUGACCGUCCAGGCCCACACAGGUGCAGGAUGGGGAAUUCAAUCAUCUCCACAGAAUGCAGCUGUUCUAAAUUACCUUCCAGAAUCUAGUCUACACUGCGUCAACACGUCAGCCCGACAAGUUGACGUCUCGUGGAGUCUUGCGUCCCCUGACUGCUCUGUGUCACAGUUCCUCGUGGCCUGGGAACAAACAGUUCUCUGGAACAGCAACAAAAGUAGUUUCAGCAGCUCAGUGAUUGCUGGGGAUGCCGAAGGGGUUGUGCUGACUGAACUUUACCCAUACACGGAGGUGUAUACCGUUGUAAUGAUUAUGGAUGAGCAGGGAGUCAGCGUCAGUUGUACCACCACCACGGAUCAGGAUGUUCCAGGACCUCCUGAACUGGAGAACCUCGAGGUAAAGGAGACAAACAUCACCGUCAGCUGGAGUGAACCUGUUGAUAAGAACGGCAUCAUUGACGGGUACUUGGUCACGUGGACCAGUAACAGCAAUGACACAGAGAGCCAAGCAGUGGGACAAAGCACCAAUUCAUAUGAGAUCCCAGACCUUCAGCUAUGUGAGACCUACAGUGUGACCGUCCAGGCCAACACGAGUGCAGGAUGGGGAGAUGGAGCUCCUCCAGAGAUUGCAACUAUUCCAAAUUACAUUCCAGAGUCUGACCUUCAGUGCACCAACGAGACCCGACAAGUUGAGGUCUCCUGGAGUCUUGCGUCCGAAGAGUGUCCCGUGUCCGGACUCCUCCUGGCCUGGAACACCAGUGUUCUCUGGUCCAGCACCACAAGUUCCAACACCACAUCGCUGGAUGGGGAGGAGACCACUGUUGUACUCUCUGACCUGCUCCCAUACACCAUGGUUUUUGCAUGUUUAAGCAUUAAUAAUACUAAUGCUGAAACCUUAUGCUGCUCCACCAUCACGCCGCAGGAACCACCAGGGCCUCCCGUUAUCACCAAGAUAACAGCACUCGAAGGCUCCGCUACCGUAACUUGGACACCGCCAGAGGAAGCCAAUGGAGUUAUAGUGGAGUACACUAUAACCUGGAAGGGUCAAGACGGCAUUGUGAACACAAUUACAACUGACGGAAGUUUGCUAACAACUGUAGUAAAUGAUUUACAAAAAUGUGAAGCGUAUAACUUCACCGUCGCUGCCAAGACUGAAGCCGGAGUGGGUGAUCCGUCUGAUGAAAGCAGUGCUUUUGUCUAUGCGAACAGUACCUCGAGCAACGCAAAGUGCCAAACUGUGCAGAGUAAAGUGAAGCUGUGCUGGGAUACGGACCUUCCUAAGUGUCCCGCUUCAUACAGACUCACCUGGAAUGGCACAGUCAAAUGGUCCGACCAGCCAGACGUUGGCAGCGACACUUUCACUCUGGCUGCCAACUCUGAGAGGUGUUAUGUGCUAAACGACUCGGUGCCAUAUACGGACUACACCUUGUGUGUUAACGUGGAGAACCUCACGUCUGAACCCAGCUGCUGCUCCCAGGACACACCACAGUCUGUUCCGGGUGCCCCUGUGAUUGUAGACUUCACGACAAAACAUACUAAUGUGAGCCUGGAAUGGUCAGAGCCCGUUGACAAGAACGGUGUCCUGGACGGGUACAAGGUCACCUGGUCCACUGAGCACCUGGACGAGUAUGGCUUUAUAGAAGUAAAUUCCACGGUCUUCACUUAUGAGAUCCAGGACUUGCUUCCCUGCAACACGUACGGCGUCAGCGUCCAAGCUCACACAGCUGCCGGAUAUGGAGCGGAAUCUCCGUCAGAGAGUGCACCUAUUGAAAAUUUUAUACUGGAGUCCAGCCUCCACUGCACCAGCAAUCAGAACAGACAAGUUCCUCUCUCCUGGAGUCUUGAGUCCUCUGAGUGCUCCGUGCCCAAGUUCUUCCUCGCCUGGAACACAAGUGUUCUCUGGUCCAACACCACAAGCUUCAACACCACAACCUUGGGUACAGAGGCCACCAGCUUUACCUUAUCUGACCUGGAACCAUACACAAAGGUUGAUGCCUGCUUAAGUACACAGAAUGACCAGAAGAGUUCCAUCUGUUGCACAGCCACCACUGCACAGGAAGCUCCCAGCCCCCCACAAGCCCUGACGACCGGGAGAAGUACGAAGACCUCCAUCACGCUAAGCUGGUCUCCUCCACAAAGCCUCAAUGGAGAGUUGAAGAGCUGGGUCCUCAACUGGUCUCACGGAGACGCGUUCGAUACCCGUGAACUCGAUGAUCCCUCAUCCUUACAACACACAAUCGACAACUUGCAGCCUAAAACUACGUAUAUAAUCAACCUUCAGGCGGCGAACGACGCCGGAGUCAGCCUCCCGACGGAGGUGGAGGCCAGCACGGUGGGUAGCGUCGCCUCCGCUCACGUCGGGGCCAUAGUGGGAGGCAGUGUCGGAGGCUUGGUGCUCCUCCUGGUCAUCGCCGGAGGUGUUUACUUCUCCUCUAAGACGAGGAUGAGGCCAAGAAAGUCGGCCUCUGCACGAAGCACCAAGUCCAGUGACAUAGCCAUGAACCCUCAGGAUGACGACGAAGUUCAAGAUUUGUACAAGAACCAACAAAAGAGUUACAAACAACAGCGAUAUUGGUUGAAGAAUUGACGGGACGAGAGAGAAAAAACUACUGAAAUACAAAAACAAAAAAAUACAAAAUAUUCAGGGCAAUAUUACAGUCUUGUAUUUGUUACAAGAAUGGAGGAACAUCUUAAGAGGAACUCACAUUGAACCUAUGUAAUGUAUCCUUCACUUAGACUUGGAUAACAAUGAUAUGAGUCAACUGAAAUUAAUAAAUAGAUCACAGGUGUUAAAUGAAGAUAAUGCUAGAGUGAGCACAUAGGUAUUGUAGAGGAAGGUGAGCACACAGGUAUUGUAGAGGAAGGUAAGCACACAGGUAUUGUAGAGGAAGGUGGGAACACAGGUAUUGUAGAGGAAGGUGAGCACACAGGUAUUGUAGAGGAAGGUGAGCACACAGGUAUUGUAGAGGAAGGUGAGCACACAGGUAUUGUAGAGGAAGGUGGGAACACAGGUAUUGUAGAGGAAGGAGGAACACAUGUAUUGUAGAGGAAGGUGAGCACACAGGUAUUGUAGAGGAAGGAGGAACACAUGUAGUGUAGAGAAAGGUGAACACACACAGGUAUCGUUACCACACUCUUCUUACGAUAUCCACUCUUAGGGCCAUCAUUCGUCUUGCGAUAUCCAUCAUUUGAAGGAAAAUCUACAAUAUCACCGGCCCUGGAUACUGUACUAGUGAUCUUAGAAAAAAGUAUGUUAUUAAAAUCAUCCGAAAUCAUGAAAUAAUUUUUUUUGUGGUUUAAAUGCCAAAAAUAUAUAUGCUUCUGUGGUAUAUAAUUUUGCCACAUAUAUGCAAUAUAUUGAUGUUAUAUACAUGAUUGUAAACAUCUUGAAGUAGGAUUUGGUGUGGAUAUGUGAUAUUAUUAUUAUUAUUAUCAUUAUUAUUAUUAUUAUUAUUAUUAUUAUUAUUAUAUAGAGGCCUAGAUUAAGUUUUUAUUUAGCACAUACAGUGAUAGAAAAAUUAAGGAGCAAAUAGAUAUGUUUUUCUCCUUGAUUAUACACACUCACACAUCCAUACACUCACACACACAAACACACACACACACACACACACACACACACACACACACACACACACACACACACACACACACACACACACACACACACACACACACACACACACACACACACACACACACACACACACACACACACACACACACAUACUUCAUAGUAGUCGUUGGUUAUCACAAUAGGAAUCAAUCGUACUUAAAGAGGGGCAUGGGGGAGGGGUCGUACCCAACCACCUUAUGAAACUCUCCAUACAAUCACAAUUAACCAGGAAAAGUUCAGUGAGGCAACCGGCAACUGUCUGACCUCUGACCUCGAACAGACAGACAUUCUCUCUUAUGGGUGUAAUUAUAUGUUCUAUUGUAAAAAAAAUAUAUAUACAAUAUCCUUCGUGCUGUGAAAUAUAUGUCGAGUGUACGAGUUGUAAAAAAAAAUAGUAUAAUAAUUCAUUACCUCGAAAAUUUGUA